This is a messenger RNA of Thyridium curvatum, 1689 nucleotides long. RefSeq lists its product as uncharacterized. The record is from RefSeq and is a predicted model, not a curated record. The transcript is spliced from 3 exons. NCBI's taxonomy places the organism in Eukaryota, Fungi, Ascomycota, Sordariomycetes, Thyridiales, Thyridiaceae. Bases 1 to 1689 code for a protein of 562 amino acids.
AUGUGCCUCCCCUGCUUUCCGUUCUCGGAUGUCUGGCUCGAGGACGAGCCUGAGCAGCCGGCAACCCUGGCGUACCAAUACGUCUGGAACGGAACAAGAUGGAUUCUUCUUCAAGUCAGGGGCAAGCCAAUUUUCCUUAAAGUCUGUCAACAAUUCCCUGCCUUCCCGCUCCGGUCAUCUUCCCAAGCAUCACAACCCUCUUUCCUUCUCAUCUGGGCGGCAAGAGCAAGUCAGUGUGGCUUCCUCAUCACAUCAUCAAUCAGCACCCUUGACAGAUCUCAAACAACGCCCGUCGCUUCAUCUCACCGGUUGGGAAGCCUCGAUAUGUCGUCUCCAACCUUUCCUCCUCGAGCGCGAUCAAGACCCCGCCACGUCGCGUUCGUCGCGGAUGAAGAAGAUAUUGAGCCCAGACGACCUUCUUCCAGCCGUCCCCGCAGAGAUUCCAUUUCUUCUGCAGCUCAGCCACCUGAAGAGCACAGGCCCCAUCCGCUGCCAAACAACAUAUCGAUAGAGGCACAAGCCGGCGGUGCUGGUCCUUCAAACGCUGCAUCGAACCCGGGCAAUCCUUCUGCAUCUGGCGUUGCUGAGCCGGUCCCUAUCCGUUCUGGUACACCUGCGAAUUCCGAUCAAGCUGCUGCCCCUCCUGUGGGAGCCCCCCCGAAUCCUACUGCUGGACGCCAUCAUCUCUUCGACCAGCCUGCGGGGCCACAGCUGCUCCCUCAGAUGUUUGCUGCUCCGUUUGGUGUUGGGCAACCAUUUCCGUAUCAGUUCCCGCCUCAAAAUUUCCUCGGCCCUCCGUCGGGCCCUCCCGGACCUCUCGCAAGCUCUCCUGGCGGAAUGGAGGGCCACCCAGGACCGCAUGUGCAGGGCGUGAACUUUCAACCGCCCGUCCCUGACACCAGCAACGGGCCAUAUGUGCACACUUACCACCCCCGGAGCGACCCGCCAGGAUUCAUGUAUCCCGCAUUUCCAGGAGUCAGUGCCUCGUCUCUUCAAGCAUCCGCACCCCUAUCUGCUCCUUCUUUCUUCCUCCCUUCACCUUUACAAGCAAUGACGUAUCCGAUUUCAGUCUGGACGCAGAGUCUCUACUAUGCAAGUAGCAACACAGUUGUGUCUGCGCCCCUGAUGAUUGCUUGCUUGAUAGUGGUGGACGACUCGCCAUUUUACAAGUGUGGAAUGGAUGAACCUGCCCAAGGAAUCGCGUUUCCCGUCCAGGGUGCGACUAUCGCCGGCGCAACAGCCCCUAUUCUGGUCGGCCCUCAGACGGGCAUGAUGCCGCAGCAAUUCUAUCUAGGAGGCCAGCAACCGGCCCCUGGUCCGCCAAUGGCAGCCGGUCCGCCAAUGGCAGCCGGUCCGCCAAUGGCCGCCCAGCUGCCUGCUCUGGGAAUGGGCGGCCCGCCUCAGGCCGGCUUUCCGGGAAACUUUGGCAUUCACCCCGAGCCAGCCCUCGGCGUUGGCCGAACGCCGGCCGAGACCGCUCUCCACCAGCAGGCGUUUGCAGAGUCCCACGGCCUCAACCAGCCGCAGGAUUUCAAACCUGCCGACGAUGAUCCACAUCGGUGGUAUUGGUGCCGGGAGCUGGACGGGAACUGGACCCAGCGAAGCCGUCUCACCAUCGACAACCUAGGCGACUGCCGCUGGUAUCUCACCGAGAAUGGAGCGUUCUAUGCUGUUCGUCUGCCAAAUUAA